AUGAGGGAACUCAUCAGGCGUCCACAUAUAUCUUGCCGACUAGUCAGGAAGCAAUGCAUUGCUUUGGGUAAUUAUAAGGGACAGCAAGAAGAGAAAAAGAAAGAAGAGAAAAAGAAAGAAGAGAAAAAGAAAGAAGAGAAAAAGAAAGAAGAGAAAAAGAAAGAAGAGAAAAAGAAAGAAGAGAAAAAGAAAGAAGAGAAAAAGAAAGAAGAGAAAAAGAAAGAAGAGAAAAAGAAAGAAGAGAAAAAGAAAGAAGAGAAAAAGAAAGAAGAGAAAAAGAAAGAAGAGAAAAAGAAAGAAGAGAAAAAGAAAGAAGAGAAAAAGAAAGAAGAGAAAAAGAAAGAAGAGAAAAAGAAAGAAGAGAAAAAGAAAGAAGAGAAAAAGAAAGAAGAGAAAAAGAAAGAAGAGAAAAAGAAAGAAGAGAAAAAGAAAGAAGAGAAAAAGAAAAGAGAAAAAGAAAGAAGAGAAAAAAUAUUGCUUCUGGAGACGAGUUUGACAAAGAAGAAGAAGCAGCAGCAGCAGCAGCAGCAGCAGCAGCAGCUGCUAAAGGAUUACCAAAUACUGACCUGA
Messenger RNA from Schistocerca serialis cubense, 570 nucleotides. RefSeq lists its product as uncharacterized. The coding region runs from base 1 to 570 and encodes 189 amino acids. The transcript is spliced from 3 exons. The record is from RefSeq and is a predicted model, not a curated record. NCBI's taxonomy places the organism in Eukaryota, Metazoa, Arthropoda, Insecta, Orthoptera, Acrididae.